AUGCGACUUUUCUUCUACUUUCUUGUUCUUUGCAACGUCAUCUCCACCCUACUAGCCUAUGAUGUUCGAGAUUUUGAGAAUCUCCGACAGAACACUAUUCGAAAUAUUGCGAGUCUAGAGAAUAUUCUCGAACAUAGAAUUGCUGGAGCUCAUCGACAUCAUAAAAUCCCAAAGAGUCGACGCAUCGGUGGCAAUAUUGUAAUGGGUUAA
Caenorhabditis remanei is the source of this 210-nucleotide messenger RNA. RefSeq lists its product as uncharacterized. Lineage: Eukaryota; Metazoa; Nematoda; Chromadorea; Rhabditida; Rhabditidae. Bases 1 to 210 code for a protein of 69 amino acids. The record is from RefSeq and is a predicted model, not a curated record. The transcript has 2 exons.